Messenger RNA from Mucor velutinosus, 558 nucleotides. RefSeq lists its product as uncharacterized. Gene Ontology annotation, biological process: regulation of DNA-templated transcription. Lineage: Eukaryota; Fungi; Mucoromycota; Mucoromycetes; Mucorales; Mucoraceae. Gene Ontology annotation, cellular component: RNA polymerase II transcription regulator complex. Gene Ontology annotation, molecular function: transcription cis-regulatory region binding; DNA-binding transcription activator activity, RNA polymerase II-specific. The coding region runs from base 1 to 558 and encodes 185 amino acids. The record is from RefSeq and is a predicted model, not a curated record. The transcript has a single exon.
AUGUCGAGCUCCAGUCCAUCUUCAUCAUCUGCUAAACACGCUGACACGGCUAGGCAAUCCAACAGUCGCUCACGCUCACCGUCUCCCACAAGAAAGACUGUAAUAGAAACGAGAAGAGCAGAACAAAAUAGAGCAGCUCAAAGAGCUUUUAGACAAAGAAAGGAGCUUUAUGUCAAAGAAUUAGAGGCUAAAGUAAAUCGAAUGGCUGACUGGCCAGCACGUAUGGAGCAACUGGAAAACGAAAACGAACAGUUGAAGCGAAGAAUUGCACAAUUAGAAGAAGAAAACAGCAAUCAAGGGCGAAAAUCAAUUAAAUUAGACUAUGCUUCCUUACCAGCAUCAUCGCCAUCCCCAUCUUCCUCAACAUCAUCACCUAACGCUAAAAAGUCUACUGCAUCCACAGACGCUCAGCAGCAACAAACAGACUCAAAGAAUAGCACACAGCCUAAACAAACGGGUGAAAAGGGUAAAGUGUUGGAUGAUUUAGUGUCCAUUCUAAAGACUCGCAAUAGACCACCCAUCCAAUAUCGUCGAUAUCAACCACCAAACAGUUUAUAA